GCAGCUGUCCGGCGGUCAGCAGGAACUGGAUUGGUUGCGAUGGAGUGGACCGUCGUGCUGCUGCUGCUCCCGCUGCUGGGCCCCCCAUGCCGGGCUCAGGUUGCCCCUCCAACGGUGAGCAUCAGCCUGGAUGAGGAGCCAGAGGAGCGAUGGAAACCGCUGCUCAAAGUUUUUGACGUAGCUUACCUGAACAAAGCGGCAGCAGCAAUAAUCGAUUCUACAGUUCCCAAAUGGGUGCAUCAUUUGAUUGUGCCUAUUGUGAAUUCCUUGGAAAAGUACAUUCCUCCUCCUUAUGCCGGGGAGAUCCGAGGACUGGCAUCGCACUUUGGAGGCAACCUUACCGACAUCGUCAUCCUCAACUUUGCCUAUGAAGUUUCAGCCUUUUGCACCAGCAUCAUAACCCAAGACAAAUCUGGAAACAUUUACCACGGCCGGAAUCUGGACUACCCACAUCCUGUUCUGAGGAAUAUGACUCUGAAUGUGAUUUUCAUGAAGAAUGGGAAGAUGGCUUACCAGGGAACUACAUUUGCCGGAUAUGUGGGCUUGUGGACCGGACAAAGUCCUAAGAAAAUCACCAUCUCCGGAGACCAGAGAGGAACGGAGCACUGGUGGAACUGGUGGAAGAACGUGGCGUCUGCUCUCUUGGUCCACGCGUCACCCGUCAGCUGGUUGGUGCGGGAGACCCUGGAGGAAGCAGAAGAUUUCCAGGACGCGGUCAUUCGUCUAUCAAAAACCCCCCUCAUCACAGGGGUGUACUACAUCGUGGGAGGGGUUCGACCAGGGGAAGGGGUCAUAAUCACCAGAGAUCGUAAAGGCCCCGUGGACAUCUGGCCGCUGGAUCCCAUGUAUGACGGAUGGUUCAGAGUUGAGACCAACUUUGACCACUGGCUCCCCCCACCACCUUCUGAUCAUCGCCGGCAAGUAGCAAACGAUGCACUAAAAUCUAUAGGCCAAAAACGCAUCAACUCAUACUCUCUUUAUCAGGUUUUAACGCUGUCUCCAGUGUGUAACAGAGGGACCAUUUACUCGACUGUAAUGAGCGCGAAGUCUGCAGAAAAGUACAUGACAGUUGUCUGGCCAAAGGGGUGUCGUUACACCAACAACACCGACAGUCUCUUAACAGUGCAGGGUGCACAGACUUUUCACUGAUUUUUAUCAAUUCAGUCAUGUGAAAUUGCAGCAUUUAUGGUUAUCAAGAUAAAUCUGGCUUUUUACUGAGAUUUUAAUAGUGAUUUUUUUUUUAAUAAUAUGUUUGCACUUUUUAAAAACUCAAAAUCUGGAAUUGACAGAAAGUUGAUUAAAGGCAUAAAUAGUGUUAAAAUACAUUAUAUACUGCUGUCUAGAUGUUUCUUCUGCUUUUUUAGUUACAAAGAAAUCAUAAAUAAAGACCACAUGUCUUUAGAUAAAAAUACUAAAAUGACAGCUUGCAGUUCUGUAAAGUGUAUUUAUAACAUGAUGCAGGUGUGACCAACUCUAAUGAAAUACUGAAACACUCAAUAAAAGGCUGUUUGAAGGGAAAAAUGUCUUAAUCUGCUUAGCCCUAUGCAUAAAGGUAAUUAAGAAAUAAACAGAUUUAUCACUUUU
Oryzias latipes (Japanese medaka) is the source of this 1584-nucleotide messenger RNA. Its product is annotated as N-acylethanolamine-hydrolyzing acid amidase. The record is from RefSeq and is a predicted model, not a curated record. Gene Ontology annotation, cellular component: lysosome. Gene Ontology annotation, molecular function: fatty acid amide hydrolase activity. Gene Ontology annotation, biological process: fatty acid metabolic process. NCBI's taxonomy places the organism in Eukaryota, Metazoa, Chordata, Actinopteri, Beloniformes, Adrianichthyidae.